AUGGCGCUGCGGGCAUUGGGGGCCUUUGCCUCCCGCCGCGGCGCCUGUCAGGUGCGGGCGCUGGCAGUCCCGAUGCUGGCGGGACCCAGCGAUCAGCUCUGGGCGCCCGCCGCCCAAGACGCCGCAUCCCUUGCCCACCCUGCGGGCGCCGCCGCGCGGGAGCCCGUCGGCCUGGCGCCCUGGAGCCUGAUCGCGGUUCGGGGAAAGCGGACGGGCGCGAAGGGCAUGCUGGAUGCCCUGAGCGACGAGAUCGAGCACGAGGAGGAGAACUACAAGGCGGACGAGACACUUGAAAGCGGUCCCCCAAAUGGAUUUCAACUGGAGGACAUCCCUGGAAAGACGCGCCUACUGCUGAAGAAGAAGCAUCGUGACACUGAGGAAAUAGAGAUUGACUUGCAAGUUAGCGAACAGCCGCCUCCGACCGAAGCUUACGAUGGACACCCAGAAGACCUUGAUUCUGACAAGGCUCAAUCCCGCUCUUUGGAUGGCGAUGGAGAUGAGGAGGAUGCUGGAGAGGUCUGCACCUCCCACCCCUGCACCCUCAUCCACAAGUCCCACAGUCACUGA
Molecule: messenger RNA, 567 nt
Organism: Ostreobium quekettii
Lineage: Eukaryota; Viridiplantae; Chlorophyta; Ulvophyceae; Bryopsidales; Ostreobiaceae
Source: the annotation of a GenBank genome assembly